UGGUUAGACAGGGAUAGUUAAUUGAUUCCAUUUAGAGGAUGCGAAUGAUCUUUUGGUUCGAGCCGGAUUUCUUCGCCAGGUUGUUUUCCUUAAUUUUGCAAAUGGUUAGGACCGGUGCUAACUCGGUAUUCUAGGCUUACUCCGGGGUCUUUCAUAUGCUUCCUCUCGGAUUGCGUGUGCAAGAGAAGCUGGAGGGCCUUAUUGAUAAACAUAUGCGUUCACUCGGCGCAUCAAAAGUUUCACUGUCUUCCUUGUCCUCUGAAGAACUUUGGGAACAGUCAGGUAGACUAAAGGAAGGCUCAGAAGUCUUCAGGUUCCAAGAUAGAAAAGAAUCUCGCUUUCUCCUUGCCCCUACUCACGAAGAGGAGAUCACAACGCUAGUAGGGAGUCUCGUGAAAUCCUACAAGGACCUGCCUCUGCGGGUCUAUCAGAUGACGAGGAAAUAUCGAGAUGAGCCAAGGCCACGACAAGGACUUCUCCGUGGACGGGAGUUCAUUAUGAAAGAUCUUUAUACUUUUGAUUAUAAUGUGCAAGACGCUCUGAAGACAUAUAGCUCAGUGAGAAAUGCCUACACACGACUUUUCAACGAACUGAAAAUUCCUUACUUGGUGGCAGCGGCAGAUUCGGGAAAUAUGGGCGGGAAUCUCAGUCAUGAAUUCCAUUUCCCGAGCUUAAAGGGAGAAGAUACAGUCGUCAGCUGUUCCAAUUGUGAUCAUGUGUACAAUGAGGAACUAGCAGAUGGCAAGUCACACAGUUCAGACUCGCAACAAGCUGCUAAGGAGGAGUCCGGGUUCGACACAGGCGAUGCCAACUCGGAGAAAACGCCGGCUAUUUCAAGGGGCCUAUGGAUGGCUAUUUCCAAAGAUAAGAAAACUUUAGUACGAGGGUGGUAUCCGAAAUACUUAAUGCAGGAUGGAUACGAAGAACCAGCCGAAAGGGAGGUAAACUCUCAUGCAGUCAAAUCCAUAACCACGGCAGCGGGCAUCGACAUUGACCUCAGCGUCGAGAAUCCCUUGGAACAGUGGGCAGAGCAACUGAAACUGAAAGACACUUCUGCUCAACGUCCGGCGGUGUUAGAUCUAUACGACUCCACCGUACGAGUGUACAAACGGCCACCGCUGAGUGAUUUACUGCAUGAACUCAAUUGUCCUACUGCUGAUGUUGAUUACUCGAUGCUCGACCGCUUCCCUGAUACAACUCACGGGUUGAAUCUGCUCAAGGUCCAUGAUGGUGACAAAUGCUCUAAAUGCGGCCAGGGCUCUGUGAAAACUCAUACCGCUGUUGAACUCGGACAUACUUUCCACCUCGGCACCCGAUACAGUGAAGUACUCCAAGCUACAGUUAUGGUCGACGGUGCAACAACAAAACCCAGUGGCUCAAAACCCAGCGAUCAGGCAGUGCCGAUGCAGAUGGGCUGUCAUGGUAUAGGCGUCUCACGUAUGAUAUCAGCCGUAGCCGAUAAACUUGCGGACUCACGAGGUCUCAACUGGCCAAGAGCCAUGGCUCCUUACGAAGUCAUUGUGGUCCCCGCAAAGGGGCUGGAGGUGGAAGCCGAAAAGGUGUACGAUAUUCUCGCAUCGAACCCGACUGCUCAGAUUGAUGCCAUCCUCGAUGAUCGCGACAAGCAAAUGGGGUGGAAGCUGGGUGACGCCGACCUCAUCGGGUACCCUAUUAUCGUCGUUGUCGGGAAAGGAUGGAGAAAGCAACAAACAUUGGAGGUCCAGUGUCGCCGCCUAGGAAACCUACGAGAGGAUGUGUCUCUGGAGAAACUGCCCUCCUUCGUCCUGUCAUUGCUGGAUCAGCUCUGAGCCUCUUGCAAUGGCUGUGUCGGGGUUUCUGGAUACUGAUGGCUAAGAAUCAAACCAUCUGUACAGUAUCUUAAAGAAAGUUGUAUAUUAGCUGUGUACUAUACCCAGAUCAAAAUCACUGUCAUGUCUUGAAUAAUAUAUUAACCAAUUUCGAUCUAGUUAUGGAUAUCGAUGAUGCUGUGGGGUUAUACACGGGACGUGUCAAUAACCACUAAUAUC
Monascus purpureus is the source of this 2027-nucleotide messenger RNA. The record is from the annotation of a GenBank genome assembly. NCBI's taxonomy places the organism in Eukaryota, Fungi, Ascomycota, Eurotiomycetes, Eurotiales, Aspergillaceae.